Molecule: messenger RNA, 183 nt
Organism: Fulvia fulva
Lineage: Eukaryota; Fungi; Ascomycota; Dothideomycetes; Mycosphaerellales; Mycosphaerellaceae
Exons: 2
Coding region: 1-183 (60 amino acids)
Source: RefSeq, a predicted model, not a curated record
AUGCCUUAUACAGUAGAAUGUUUGUGCCGAUUGGUCGCAAUGAUGGGUCGAAGUGAACAUCCAGAACCUCUCGGUCAGAAUGUCAAAGUCACUUCUGUGCUCGAUAAACAGCACGAACAUGCCAUCGUUGACGACAAUGCGACGCUGGACGAGCAGACGUUGGGUGCAUUGGGAUACAAGUAA